Messenger RNA from Saccharomyces paradoxus, 945 nucleotides. RefSeq names its product thiamine transporter TPC1 (gene TPC1). The coding region runs from base 1 to 945 and encodes 314 amino acids. The transcript has a single exon. The record is from RefSeq and is a predicted model, not a curated record. NCBI's taxonomy places the organism in Eukaryota, Fungi, Ascomycota, Saccharomycetes, Saccharomycetales, Saccharomycetaceae. Gene Ontology annotation, molecular function: thiamine transmembrane transporter activity. Gene Ontology annotation, biological process: thiamine pyrophosphate transmembrane transport. Gene Ontology annotation, cellular component: mitochondrial inner membrane.
AUGUUCAAAGAGGAGGACUCUUUAAGAAAGGGGCAAAAUGUGACCGCGUGGAAAACUUUGUUGGCUGGUGCCGUGUCUGGGCUGCUAGCCCGAAGCGUAACAGCCCCCAUGGAUACCAUUAAGAUCAGAUUGCAAUUGACCCCGGCAAACGGGCUGAAACCCUUCGGAAGUCAGGUCAUGGAGGUGGCCAGGGGCAUGAUAAAGAACGAAGGUAUUCGAGCCUUUUGGAAGGGGAAUAUACCCGGUUCUUUGCUGUACGUUACGUAUGGAUCAGCACAGUUUAGUUCAUACUCGCUUUUCAAUAGAUAUUUAGGUCCAUUCGGAUUAGAGGCGCGGUUACAUAGUCUUGUUGUGGGAGCCCUUGCCGGAAUGGCUAGUUCCAUUCUCUCCUACCCGUUCGAUGUUUUACGCACCCGACUAGUUGCUAACAACCAGAUGCAAUCAAUGACCAUCACGAGAGAAGUGCAUGAUAUCUGGAGGCUAGAAGGUCUCCCCGGAUUUUUCAAGGGCUCCAUCGCGUCAAUGGCAACCAUAACUCUAACCGCAUCAAUAAUGUUCGGAACAUACGAAACAAUCAGGAUAUACUGCGACGAAAACGAAAAAACGACCGCGGCGCAUAAAAAAUGGGAACUGGCUACUUUAAACCACUGCGCCGGAACCAUUGGGGGAGUCAUUGCCAAGAUCACUACUUUCCCCCUCGAAACGAUCCGUAGGCGAAUGCAGUUCAUGAACUCAAACCAUCUGGAAAAGUUCUCGAGUCAUUCAUCUGUAUACGGCUCUUAUAAGGGGUACGGAUUCGCAAGAAUCGGUUUACAGAUUUUAAAGCAAGAAGGUGUGAGCUCGCUUUACAGAGGCAUCCUGGUGGCCCUAUCCAAGACGAUACCUACCACCUUUGUGAGUUUUUGGGGGUAUGAAACGGCCAUUCAUUAUUUGCGGCUAUGCUAA